CUAACUGACUCUAUCUAUAGAUCAAUAAGAGUGAGAAUAAGAGUGAUCAUUGGAGGAUUUAUAAAUAUUAAUUAAAUAUAAAACUUAUGAUGUACAAUUCUGAGUGAUAACUUUUCUCUCGACAGUUCGGUGUAAAACGAGGGACAACGUGUUGAUGCCAAUAUGCGGCCGACUGGUGAAAUAAACGCCUCAGCUGCAUGGAAACCUGGAGUAUAGUGUGAAUCCGCUGUCCCAAUAUUGGGACCCCGACAACAUGCAACCCACAGAUGGCUACAGGCCUUUACCCAUGGAUCUACACGUGACACCACAAGGCUAUCAUCCAUAUUACAGGUUACAAUUGGGUUUGAAAAACUUUACUACAGCGUCAAGUCCGAGACCUACAAUUGACACAUUCAGCAUCCUUGAGAUGAGAAAAGAGAAAUCACGUGACGCUGCACGGUCCAGGCGGGGGAAAGAGAAUUAUGAAUUCUACGAAUUGGCCAAAUUACUACCACUCCCAGCAGCCAUAACUAGCCAACUAGACAAAGCAUCUAUCAUAAGACUUUCCAUCAGCUAUCUAAAGCUAAGAGACUUCUCCGGUCAUGGUGAUCCACCUUGGAGCAGAGACGGACCCAGUUCCAAAAGUAUUAAAGGAAAAUGA
This is a messenger RNA of Centruroides sculpturatus (bark scorpion), 640 nucleotides long. RefSeq names its product protein trachealess-like. The record is from RefSeq and is a predicted model, not a curated record. Gene Ontology annotation, biological process: regulation of transcription by RNA polymerase II. Bases 254 to 640 code for a protein of 128 amino acids. The transcript is spliced from 4 exons. NCBI's taxonomy places the organism in Eukaryota, Metazoa, Arthropoda, Arachnida, Scorpiones, Buthidae. Gene Ontology annotation, molecular function: protein dimerization activity; RNA polymerase II transcription regulatory region sequence-specific DNA binding; DNA-binding transcription factor activity, RNA polymerase II-specific.